AUGAACAAUCUGAAAAAAAUUUUACAAAAACUGAAUCGGGUCGAAUGUGUUAAUGUAAUUAAAAUUUAUUUUGAUAUAUUACGUUUACAUAAGCAACAAAUACAACAAAAUCAAAAUACAUAUUCAUCAUUACCUAGUAUUGUUGUUGUUGGUCUUUUACUUGAUUAUUUAACAAGAUAUUACCAUCAUAAAAAAUCAUUAACAACAAAUAGAGAUGAACAAAUUGGUUCAACAUUAGAAACAUCAUCAUCAUCACCAUCAUCAUUAUCAUCAACAGUAACAACAUCGACAAGUAGCUUUUUAAAUACAGGUGGACGAACUACACGUGAACCUUAUCGAUGGCUUUCACCAGAAAGUAUGGCUAAAGCUGAUUUUUAUUAUUCACCAUUAAAAGAUAAUGAUGAUCGUGCAUUAUGUUUUGCUUGUACUGUAACACUUGUUUGUUGGGAACCAUCUGAUUCUCCAUGGACAGAACAUGGACGUCAUUCUCCUCAUUGUCCAUUUAUAAAAGGUGAUUUUACUGAAAAUGUUCCAUUACAUACAACGUGUUCAAUUCAACCUAGAAAAAAAAUUUUUUCAAAUCAACAACAACAAAAAUGGUUAAUUAAAUCUAAUGAAAUAAUAUUAAAUGAACAUAUAUUAUUAUUUAUAAAUUCUGAUUGGAUAAUACGUUCAGUUGAUACAACAAAUAAUUCUGAAGAAAAUUCUUCUUUAGAUAAUAAUAAUGAAACAAUAUUUAUACAACAUUUUGAUCAUUUAACAUCAAAACGUUAUUUUAAUUUAAAAUUAAAUCCACUUGCAUUAACAAUAUAUCCAUUAACAAUAACAAAUGAUAAUGAAAAUUAUAUUAUUUUUUGUUUUUUACAAUUAAUUGAAACAAAUAAAUGUAUAUUAAUAACAACAACAACGACAUUAAAUCAAUAUGAAAAUUUAAAUCCAUCACGUACAUCAACAGUAACAAAUAAUACACAAAAUGAUGAAUCAAUUGAAACAACAACAAUAAUAAAUGAACAAAUUAAAAUAAAUAAUAAAUAUGAUUAUUGA
Molecule: messenger RNA, 1044 nt
Organism: Rotaria sordida
Lineage: Eukaryota; Metazoa; Rotifera; Eurotatoria; Philodinida; Philodinidae
Source: the annotation of a GenBank genome assembly